Messenger RNA from Oryzias melastigma (Indian medaka), 2489 nucleotides. RefSeq names its product homeobox protein HMX2. Gene Ontology annotation, molecular function: DNA-binding transcription factor activity, RNA polymerase II-specific; RNA polymerase II transcription regulatory region sequence-specific DNA binding. Bases 69 to 740 code for a protein of 223 amino acids. Gene Ontology annotation, biological process: regulation of transcription by RNA polymerase II. Lineage: Eukaryota; Metazoa; Chordata; Actinopteri; Beloniformes; Adrianichthyidae. Gene Ontology annotation, cellular component: nucleus. The record is from RefSeq and is a predicted model, not a curated record. The transcript has 2 exons.
UGCGCGCCGGCUCCUCCUCGCAGACGCGCAGCGAUGGUGCUCAGAGCGCCAUAGAGGAGCGGGGGGACAUGCCGGGGACCAUGAGCAAAGAGGACGCUCCAUGUUUGAGGUUCACUAUUGAUAACAUCCUGAACUUGAAGCAGCGGGACGGCGGGAGUUUGGAGGAUGGAUGUAAUGGAGCUAAGCAGGAGGAGGUGUGGAGGAGGAACGACAGCGCGUCCAAGGAAACAGUGAAGCCCAGAGUCCACGGAGAGGAGUCCACCCCCACAGGAGCCCCCUGCCCCGGAAUUCCAGGCGUCCCGCGUGCGUCAUCGGAGAAAAAGCCGCAGGAUCAGCAGCAGCACGCGCCAACGGAAAGCCGAGUGAAGAAGAAGACGCGCACCAUCUUCUCCAAGAGACAGAUCUUCCAGCUGGAGGCCACCUUCGACAUGAAGCGCUACCUGAGCAGCUCGGAGCGCGCGUGCCUCGCCAGCUCCCUGCAGCUGACGGAGACGCAGGUGAAGAUCUGGUUCCAGAACCGCCGGAACAAGCUGAAGCGGCAGCUGUCCACGGACACGGAGAGCCCGCUGGCCGCGGAGCCGUACGCGGAGGCGGCCAAAGGCGCGCCGCUCUCGGGCUUCUACAAGGACAGCAGCCUGCUGGGCGGAUGUCUGCUCCACGUGCCUUUCCCCGUGGUGUACCCGCACGCGCCUUACGUCUACUUCUCCAACAAAUACUUUGGCCUGUUCGACGCGGACUGAGCUGCGUGGACUGCAAACACAAAAACUUCUUUCUGCAUAUUUUUCUAUUUUCUCAGGCAAGUUGAUGGAACAACAAGUCCGAGACGCAUAUGCCACUUUUUUCUCCAUUUUAUUAUUAUUAUUGAUAAUAUUAUUAUGAUUAAAAAUGUGCAUUAAAACUCAUCAGAAACAGCUAAACUUUUUGCAGUAAUGUCCUUUGAAGGAAUGUACAUCCGUUUUAGAGGAACUCUGGCUUUAUUAUAACGCAAUAACUUCCAUUGUGUGCUUGUGUGUGUUUGUUUGUGUGUGUGUGUGUGCGAAGAAUUUCUUUGGACCUCAUUUGUGUUCAUGUAUAUCCUUUAUUUUAUUUGAAUUUUUGUCAUAUAUACAUACAUACAUAUAUAUGUGUGUGUAUGUAUAUAUGUUCAGAGACAAACUUUGCAAUAAACCCAUUGGAUUGCGUUUUGGAUUUCAGUUGUUUUCCAUUGUUGCUGCUCUAAUCCUAAAUGCAUUUAAGAGUUUGAACAACUUUGAGCAAAACUAGAAGUUUUCAAGAACAAAUUGGCUAAAAAAAUCCAUAUAUUCACAGUAAAAGUGAAACAUUGAACCAAUCAACAAAACCUUUGUAAUUUGCUACAAUUAACAAUAUUAGAGUUUUUUUCUAAUUAGAUUUUUAAGUUAAGUAAACCAACAACUCAAAACUUUUGUAAUGUAAAAAAAUUACAGAACUUUUGUUAAUUGAUCCAAAAUUUCCCUUUUAACAGGAUAGUUUAAACAAGAAGGAAGAACACAUUUGUGUUUAUUCUGUGUUCGAUUUGAUAAAAAGUUAGUUUUCUCAUAUUUUAUCAGAAAGAUGUGCAGUAUUAAGGUAUCCUGGGGUGAAGUUCAGAAAAUACAGACACAAACAUGAUUUAAAAACAAAACUUUAUAUAUUUUGCUAGUUUUUAAAUGCAACGCUUUGCGCUCAAAUCUGUACAAAUUAGCGUGUUAGCUCAUUUUGCGGCCUACAACUCUAAACAGGAACUGCUUCAUAAUUCAGACCCUUCAUAACUUUCUCUAGGAUUUAGUAACUGUUAUCUCCUCACAGUUUUUUUAAGCAAAUAAGUUAAAAGUUUGAGGGAAAAUAAUUUAAAAAAUGUGUUUAAACUGAAGUCAAUGUUAAAAAAAUGUUUUAACAUGUUUUUAAAAUGCUGUAUUAUGUGCUCACACUAAAUAACUAAAAGUUUUGUUCUGUCAACAAGGUUGGGCUGAAUUAUUAAACGGGAUCCAUAUUUAUUUUUCUAAAACUCUCCUGUCAAACGAGGAUUCUUCUGGAAAAAAAAAAGUUUCUAACUUUUUUAUGAUAGUUUCGAGCUAAAUUUGAAAAAACAACACAGAGAAAAUUUGUCGUUGAAAACAGUAUUGUGAAAAAUGCUGAUGUUUGUAGACUUUUAUUAUAAUAAAAUCAUGUAUUUGCUUGUUUGAAAGGCUGAAAUAAUUGUGAAAACUCACAAGUUCACAACAGUAAAAGAAAGUAGAACAGCAAAAGGAAGAAAAAAAAUAAAGAAAAAAGUUAGUGAAUGAAAACUUUAAUGCUUCAUGUUAAAUUAGCUAGUUUGUUUUUUAUUUGCUUAAGAAAAACAAAAUGCAAUUUUCUACAUUUGUAGCUGUAUAUUGAAAAAAAUAAAUAAAAAAAGUUAAAGUUUAAUACUGUGAAAUAUGCUAAGCAAUGUUGAAAACACUAUUAUUUUCAGUAAUUAUUGCUAAAAGAAACAUUAGAAAAAAGAAAAA